Messenger RNA from Vicia villosa (hairy vetch), 1290 nucleotides. RefSeq lists its product as uncharacterized. The transcript is spliced from 4 exons. The coding region runs from base 1 to 1290 and encodes 429 amino acids. The record is from RefSeq and is a predicted model, not a curated record. Lineage: Eukaryota; Viridiplantae; Streptophyta; Magnoliopsida; Fabales; Fabaceae.
AUGGAAGAGCUUGGUGAAAGACAAUUCUCUGUGCUUAUUGAUGAGUCGCGUGAUAUAUCUGUCAAAGAGCAAAUGGCGGUGAUGUUGAGGUUCUUGAACGACAAAGAAAAAGUUGUGGAACGAUUUAUUGCUCUACAUCAUGUCAAAUAUACUACAUCUGAGGCACUAAAGGAUGCUCUUUAUGGAAUUCUUGAUCGUCACACAUUAUCUAUUUCAAGGAUACGAGGGCAAGGAUAUGAUGGGGCUUCAAAUAUGAGAGGUGAAUUUAAAGGUUUGCAAAGAAAGAUUCUAGAUGAAAACCCUUAUGCUUUCUAUGUCCAUUGCUAUGCUCACCGUUUGCAAUUGGUGGUUGUGUCUGUUGCUAGUAGUUGCUCAUCUAUUCAUGAUUUCUUUGAGCUUGAGAGUGGUGAGAUAUCUCAAGGAAAGGGCUUGCACCAAUCAUCUAGUCUCGCUAGAUCCGGAGAUACUAGAUGGGGUUCACAUUAUACUACCUUGAUUCGUUUGGAUGAGAUUUGGUCCUCCGUGUUAGAGGUGCUUAGUAUUGUUGAUGAAGAUGGACGUGGACCAUCUCAAGCAGCAGUUGAUGAUGUUAAAGCUCGAUUGGCUACAUUGAGAGAGAAUGGUUGGGAUGAUUUAUUUAUUGAUGUCCAAGAAUUUUGUAUUGCUCAAAGUAUUCCGGUGCCAAAUAUGGAUGAAGAAAUACCAGUUCGGGGUCGUUCAAGAAGAGAAGGGAGGACUGUCACUAAUCUUCACCAUUACCGUGCAGAGAUUUUUUAUGUUGCUAUUGACAAAAUAUGUGUGGAGAUGGAUCACCGAUUUAGUGAAGGAAGUAACAUUGUGCUGGAUUACUUCUCAUGUCUUGACCCCAAAAACUCCUUUUCUAAGUUUGAUGUUGAUAAGCUUGUUCGUCUUGCUGAUAUUUAUCAUGCAGACUUUUCUAAUGAUGAUCGUGGAACAAUAAGGGAGCAACUUGAGACUUAUGUACAUCAAGUGAAAAGGCAUGCUUCAUUUACUUCUUAUGAAGAUGUUCAAAGUUUGGCUAUGAAGAUGGUUCAAACUGAGAAACAUUUGGUAUUUUCAUUGGUCUACAAACUCAUUGAGUUGGCUUUGAUAUUGCUGGUGUCGACAGCAUCCGUCGAAAGAGCUUUUUCAGGAAUGAAGAUUAUCAAGUUUAAUUUGCGCAACAAGAUCAACGAUGUGUGGUUCAAGUCAUACGAACAUUCACCGCAAAGAGGUCUCGGAGAGGACAUUUACCUCCUAAUUUUAUUUAGCACACUAUUUACAGGUUAG